Molecule: messenger RNA, 5518 nt
Organism: Seriola aureovittata
Lineage: Eukaryota; Metazoa; Chordata; Actinopteri; Carangiformes; Carangidae
Gene: appl1
Product: adaptor protein, phosphotyrosine interaction, PH domain and leucine zipper containing 1
Exons: 22
Coding region: 113-2239 (708 amino acids)
Biological process (GO): signaling
Cellular component (GO): endosome membrane; cytoplasm
Molecular function (GO): protein binding
Source: RefSeq, a predicted model, not a curated record
GGGUGUUGUGAAUUCGUGUAGUCAAGAAAUCUUGAGUGGGAGUUGUCGGACCGAUUUUGUUGUGCGUUUUGUCCGUUGAUUGGCACCGAUUUCCAACGCGCCAGCUGCAGACAUGCCCGGGAUAGAGAAGCUGCCGAUAGAGGAGACGCUGGAGGACAGUCCGCAGACCCGCUCUCUGCUGGGAGUGUUUGAGGAGGACACUGCAGCCAUCUCCAACUACUGUACACAGCUCUAUCAGGCCAUGCAUAGGAUUUAUGAUGCACAGAAUGAGCUCAGUGCUGCAACACACCUGACCUCCAGGCUGCUGAAAGAGUACGACAAACAGCGUUUUCCUCUGGGUGGCGAUGAUGAGGUGAUGAGCUCCACUCUGCAGCAGUUUGCAAAAGUCAUUGAUGAGUUGAGUUCCUGUCAUGCUGUCUUGUCCACCCAACUUGCAGACGCCAUGAUGUUUCCCAUCACUCAGUUUAAAGAAAGAGAGCUGAAGGAGAUCCUCACUCUGAAGGAAGUCUUCCAGAUAGCCAGUGAUGAUCAUGACACAGCCAUUAAUCGAUACAGCCGCCUGUCCAAGAAGAGGGACAACGACAAGCUGCGGGCGGAGGCAGUGGAGGACGUCUACACCUCUCGCAAGAAACAGCACCAGACCAUGAUGCACUACUUCUGCUCACUUAACACGCUACAGUACAAGAAGAAAACAGCUCUGCUGGAGCCACUGCUGGGCUACAUGCAGGCCCAGAUCAGUUUCUUUAAGCUGGGGUCAGAAAAUCUUACCCAGCAGUGGGAGGACUUCCUGGGAACCAUAGGAACCAGCGUCCAGAAUGUCCGUCGGGAGAUGGAGGAGGAGGUGGGGCAGAUGCAGCAGACCAUCCAGCAGAUGGAGAUAUCAUGUGACUCGCUGUAUGCACCGUGUGACCCUGACCCCGCCCACUCACCUGUCUGUCGCAACCUGACCAGGAAACAGGGAUACCUGUACAUCCGCAAUAAGACGGGUCUGGUGUCGACCUCCUGGGAGCGUCAGUACUUCUUCACGCAGGGUGGUAACCUGAUGCAGCAGGGCCGCGGCGAGGUGGCCGGCGGGCUGGUCACAGACCUCGACAACUGCUCCGUCAUGGCGGUCGACAGUGACGACCGCCGCUUCUGCUUCCAGGUCACAUCCUUCGACGGCAAGAAAGUGGUGACGCUGCAGGCGGAGAGCAGGAAGGACUGCGAGGAGUGGAUCUCCACCAUAAACAACAUCUCCAAGAGGAUCUACCUGAGCGAGAACGCAGAGGAGCUUGCGGCCAGAGUGAACCAAUCAGCUAUCGAAGCUGUGACGCCAUCACCGUCCUUCCAGCAGAGACACGAGAGCAUGAGACCCGGCAGUAAAGGGCGUGCGGGCAGAGCGAGCAGUAUUAGCUCCGUGGGGUCCGAGCCAUCGCCUGCGCUUUCUGUGCUCUCAUUGGACGCGCUGGUUGCCCCGGAAACACCAAUCCAGUUUGACAUCAUUUCCCCCGUCAGCGAGGAAAACUCAGGACAGAGCAAGACGGCAGCACAGUCCGGCAGAAGGAGUAAUCCAUUUGGAGAGACGGGAGACACCACUACAGAAGACAGUGAAGACUCGAUCCUCCACCAGCUCUUCAUCGUUCGCUUCCUGGGCUCCAUGGAGGUGAGGAGCGCCGAGUCAGCAGACGUCAUCUCUGAGACCAUGAGACAGAUCCUGGCCGCCAGAGCCAUCCACAACAUCUUCAGGAUGACCGAGUCACACCUGCUGGUCACCUGCGACUGCCUCAAGCUUAUUGAUCCUCAGACACAGGUCACACGACUCAGGUUCCCUCUGUCCAGUGUGGUUCAGUGUUCGUCCCAUCAGGACAACAAGAGGCUGUUUGGCUUCGUUUUGCAGUCAGCAAGUGGGCGGGGAGACAGCCGAGCCGUCUGCUACAUUUUCGAGUCCAACAACGAUGGAGAAAAGAUCUGUGACAGUAUCGGUCUGGCCAAGCAGAUAGCCUUCCACUCUGAGAUGGACCGUAAGGCGGUGGAGAAGAGGAAGGAGCAGGACAAGGCCAAAGAGAAGCAGCAGGAGGAACUCAGCAAGCAGAGACAGAUAGAGAAGGAUCUGGAGGAGCAGAGCCGUUUGAUCGCCGCCUCUAGUCGCCCUGCCAACCCGCCUGCCCCUGACGGACAGUUCCUAGUGCUAAGCAACAGCCAAUCAGAGGACAGCGACGCUGGGGAGGAAGGGAAGAAGAGGGGCGAGUCUGAAGCCUAACGACACGCAGAGGAUGCAUGUUUUACCUCCCAGGCUGGUCCUAGCUGGUACUGUUGAAGCAGCAGCUCAGGAAUCAGAGGAGGGGAACACCACCUGCCCACCCGGGCUGCCUGGGACUGAAAAACAUGCGCUCCCUCUCUGCUGGACUCUGUUUGAAGUUUGUGGUGGAGCCUGUCACUCUGAAAACGGAGGAUAAACUAAAUGCACCCACACUACAAGAGGAGGAGGAGGAGUGGCGAGGAAACAUCUCGCCACGGACUCGUGUUUUAUUCUGUGUGUAAAAACGCUGCUUUUUAUACCGGCUCCGCUAUCCAGAAAAGGACAAAAAAAUAUAGAUUAACCUGUAAGUUUCUGUUUUACAUGUUUAUUUUAUAAAGAAAAAAAAAAAAGAGCUAAGAAUAACGACAGAGGAUAUAAAGCAGAACAGCGUGAGGAAUAAUGAACCAGGAUCUGAAGGAGCCUGAGGGAACACACAGUGCAGAUUUGGACGGUGUCAGUGUCUCACUCUGGCACUGAGGAACCUCAGCUGUUUUCUCUGUCAGUGUUGUUGGUAAAACACGAGACAUACGAUGCUCUAAAACAACAGAAGAAGAAGAAGAAGGAGACAGAGCGAGCAGGGAGUCUUAUUUUGAAGAGUACUUCCUGUUGUGAUGUGUUCAUCGGCUGACCUUUUUACUCAUCUUCCUUCAGACGGUCACUAGUUUUCGUUCAUUUCACCACAGGAUGAAGAAUAACGCCCAGUCUUGAGUCGGUAUUUUUUGGUUUGUAAUUUUCAGAUGUUUUAAUUGACAAACAAUUAAUCUAAAAAAUAAUCCGCAGAUUGAUUAUUAAUAAUAAUAAUAAUAAUAAUAAUAAUAAUAAUAAUAAUAAUAAUUGCAGCCUUACGUCACAGUGACAUUAUGACCACUUUAUUCAGGUCAACAAGACAGAGCCAGUGCAUCAAAAUUAAAACAGGUCGCAGGACUCUUCUCCACUACACCGACCUUUAUUCCAGUUUCUUUAAAUACAGUACAUUGAUCAGUCAUGUGAUCGAUAUGUCAAUAAACGAAUGGUGAAAGGUGCAGCGGCAGCGUGGACGGUGAAGAGGAACAGAUCCAGAAAUCUAAACCGUCAGCGAGUCAACGUAGAUUUGGUCAAAAGACUCUCGAGACGUCUAAAUUCAAAUUACGCUUCACUGGGUUGGACGUGACAUUUGGUUGCUGCUUCAAACUAAAUGCCAAAACGUGUUGUUCGUCGUUGUCGUCCAGAUAGACUCAGAUAUUCCUUUUUCAGUGCCUUGAUAAACAGUUAAAAAUCACUGGUACAAAAUGACCUGCCACCUCUGGUUAAAGGUUCGUUAAAUUUAGGCACAAGAACUUAAUUAAGGUCAGGAAUCGUGGUCGUGGCUAAAAAUAAAACUGCUUCAGCUUUUGCUCCUGACAGACUUGAGUCAUAAUUGAAAUGCACGUGAGGUAAACAUUGGUCAUAUUCUGAUGUUUUUCUGUCAAGGGCAUCUUCACAUCACAUUCAGUGUAACUGUGGUUUAAAUACUACUACACUCAAUUUUAAAUUCUAGUGAAGAUCCCAAAGCUUUCAAAAAUACCAAAUACUUCACGCUGAAAUGUAGGAAAAUGAUGCAUAAGACAUUUAAAAUAAUAAUUAGGAGCUGCAACAAGCCAACAGUGGGGCCAGACGGUCUGAGAAGGUGGUCUCAGACUUUUUAAUCCCACUGAAUAUAUUACAGUUACAAGUAAGACUGAAUUGUAACUUAGUUGUCUAAAACAAAACUAACUUUUCAACCAAAUGUAGCCCAGAUGUCAGCAGGCGUUAGACUUACUGACUGUGUGUGAUGUGGAAACACAGAAACUCUUGCUGCGACUUUAUUCAAAGACAUACGUGGCAUUGAAGACUGAAACAGAAAGAUCACUCACAGCUGGACUCACUGUGGUGACAACAUGUCAGGUUAAACUCACGUUACCUGCUGAAGUUAUCCUGACUGAACUUCACUGAUCAACAGCCUGUAACGUGAAUGCAGGUUGGGCAACAGUGUGACAGGUUUUUUGAGUUUGAGAUGUGACUUACCUGUCAUCAUAGUCGCUGUGAAUGAAACAUUUGGUCCCCCCCCCCCCCCCCCGAGGUCAAAGGUCAACUCUGAUUUAGCUACAGUGAAAAUACCCUGUGCCCUAACAACUGAACGGCUUCAGUGCCAAUAUGAACUUUGUUCUUUUUCUGAAUCAUCAGCCGUCGUCAGUCCAGCAUCCUCUGCUUUUCAUGCACUUUGUACGCAGUGUGUUUUUAGCAUGUUGUCAUGACUGAAGCCAAACAGACCCAGAGGUUGUGAAAAAGAAAGUUGUAUUUUGAAUUGAUGUAAUUUGAAGAGUUUCUCUGCAACUGCUGCCUCUUACAAAAUGAAUAAUUGCAUGAAAGUAACGCUCCUUAAUGAGAAACAUUUACCGUUCACCAGUUAGAUUUUAGGCCACGAAGGUGAGCCAACGAUGCUUCGCUCUUGUCUUUGUCCGUUUGCCUAUUGAGAAACGUUGGUCUGACGUUGGGAAAAGUUGGAGAUCUGUCAACUAAAGCACAAACCUGAUCAAUCGGUCUCCUCACUUUUGCUGCUUCUGACGACAGUUUGAUAAAAGGAAGCUGAGAUUGGAAAGAAGUAAAGAUUUUGGUGUCAACUUUUGGUUUUCUCUGGUGAGCUGAUACAUUUUAUUCAUUCAGUAAACUGUGAAGAAAUGUCACAUUUUUGGCAUCUAGAUAUAUAAAACCGUAGGAACCAUGCCGACAUGCAGUCCUCCAUCUGCUCUGCCAAAUAACCAGCCGAGCCUGUGUGUCUCUCCUGACAUCACAGUAUUGAUCCGUGCUUUAACACAUGUUAAUCUGAAACAAUGCUAGAGGCCUUUUAAUGCUUCUCACAGGUUUGAUUCAUUAAUCAGCGUUUAUUCAGAGUGAUUGAUUAUCUGUAGGAAAAUGAAGUGAAUAAGCUUCAGUUUCAGGAUCAUAGACAUUGCAUGCACAACAGACAAAACCUCUUCAGUCGCCUGUGGGGAAGUUAACGGGGUGAAGACGUCUCUAAAUCAACUGUUACUAAUAAAAAAUUUAUUUUUUGGUUGUUUUUUUUUUUUUUUUUUGGGAGGAUGUUUUCUUGCUGUAACCAGGUGACGGACUCGAGUCGAUGGAGCUGCACUUUAACGACAGGAUCGACGAUGUUGAACUGUAAAUACGUUUCAGUGAUUGAUGUUCCAGUGUCAUGAUUAAUAAAAAAAAGGCUUUUCAGUGAUAAAUAAAGCACUAACUCCA